ACAUGACAGUAUGACUUAGAUUGAGCCAGUUACUUUAUACUUAUGAAUGGGUUAUUUAGUUUUCAUCACUUAUUCUCGUUUAAUAAUCAUGACAAUUACAUAAUUCAAUUAAUUAUGUAAUGAGUUUGUCUUCAAAAAUGCAUUAAUCAAUGGUAUUUACUCAUUACAUACUAAUACAAAUAGUAAUCGUAUUAUUAUCAUCAUCAAUAAAAGUAUCAUUAAUGGCAUCAUAAACGAGAUAAUAGUUUCAAAUGACACAAUGACAGAUGAUUACAACUUAUGGAAAACUAUAUUACUUGGAGUUCUAUUAACUAUUGCUGCCUUGUUAACGAUAACUGGAAAUGUUCUAGUUUUUAUAGCUUUUCUUCGUGAAAGAUAUAUGCGUAAAAAUUUAACUAAUUGGUUUUUGCUUUCAUUAGCUAUAGCAGAUUUAUUAGUUGGAAUUAUUGUUAUGCCAUUUGCUAUUUAUCAUACAUUAUAUAAUGCAUAUUGGCCAUUUGGACGUCAUUGGUGUGAUAUAUGGCAUGCAUUUGAUGUAUUAAGUUCUACAGCAUCAAUAUUGAAUCUCUGUGCUAUAGCAUUGGAAAGAUACUGGGCAACUGAGAAUCCUAUCACGCAUACAUCAAUGAGAACACGACGUCAUUGUUUAUUAAUGCUUACGUUUGUAUGGAUUUGUUCAGUACUUAUAUCAUUUCCAGCAAUUUUUUGGUGGAGAAAUACACAGGAUUAUGAUAUUAGCUCUUUGAAAGUAUGCCAAUUUACAUCAGACAGUAUUUACUUAUUUGUCUCAUCAUGUGUGUCAUUUUAUAUCCCAUUAGUGGUUAUGUUAGUUGUUUAUGCACGCAUUUAUCGAACUGCUAAUAAUUUAAUGAAAAGUUUUAAAACUGGUGAAAAAAUUGUUUACUCAAAUCCAAAGCAACAAUCAUCAUCAACUCUGAAUUUUCAAGCAACUAAUGUGUCAAAUGAAAAAAAACAAAAACACUGGCUGAAACACUAUCACAGUAAAAUAAAAACACAGAAUUUCAUUACACCACAAAUUGGAGAUAGAAUGAUACUACGUGUUCAUCGUGGAGGAAAUGCUACUAACAAAUACAGUAAUAAAAGUAAUAAUACAUUUAAAACAACCAAAUUGAAGACACAUCCUAAACCUCAUCGUUCACCUUUCAAUUAUUUUGAUAAGGGUAUAAUAAAACGAAAGAAAAUGAAUGAUUUAACAAAUUUCAAAAGUUCACUUUGUUUAAAUAAGCAUAAUAUUAACACAAUGUCAAAUAUCAAUACAAGAAGUAACAUCAUUUCUAAAAGUUGUGUUUUGAGUAAUUCUAUAAUUUCUUCAAUAAAUAAAUUUGAUAAUCGUCAGUUAAAAACUGAUAAAAAUCAUUGGAAUCAUACAAAUUCUUUAAUGCAAAUUCCAAUUCAUUCUCAAAUUCUUACUGACAGUUUUAAUAAUCAUAAUAAGUUAACAAAUAAUCCAUUACAAGAUCAAACUAAUUUUAAACGUUCAUAUUCAUUCAGCAUCCUUAGUUGUUUAUCUCAUUCACAAGAUAGUCAAAGAUUAAAAAAAUCUCAAUAUCUGAAAUCACAAAUAUUACCAUUUCAAUCAUCGAUAUACACGAAGAAUCCACAAGCGUUACAAUUCAAUCAAUGGAAUAGUACAACAUGUCAAUAUGAACAAAAUCAGUUCACUGAUUAUCAAUCUAAUAGUAAUAUAGAUAAAAAGUAUUCAAAAAACCAUUCUGGUGUAUCAAGUGACAAGUGUAAACAUCCAGUUGCUAGACUUAGUAUGAAUCAACAAAAUAUCAACAAUAUUUCACUGAUGAAUUACACCACUGCAAAUUUUACUUUGGUAAAUGUGAAUACUACUACUAUGACUUCUAAUUCAGCUGAUGAUACAAAUCAAAUCGAAAUUAAUUCACUAUCCAAAACAAAAUGUUGGAUAAAUCAGUUGAGAGAGUUUGCUAGAAAAAAAUGUGUUUGUAAAUUUGCACGUGAACAAAAAGCAGCUAAAACGUUGGGAAUUAUAAUGGGAUUAUUUAUAAUAUGUUGGUUGCCAUUUUUUGUUUGUAACAUUCUAAUUGCAUUCAAUCCAUAUUCAUUAAACCAAAAUAAUGUGUUUAAACAAGUCCACAUUUUAGUGACCUGGUUAGGCUAUAUAAAUUCAUGUAUUAAUCCAAUUAUAUAUGCACAUUCAAUGCAUGAAUUUCGUAGGGCAUUUAAACGAUUGCUAUGUUUUCACUGGUGGUAUCGUAAAAAAAUUCAGCUUAGGAAAUCAACCUCCUUUAAAAGUCGUUGUUUAUCUCAUCGUAUAACCUCCCAUAAUCAUCAUAAUCAUAGUCAUCACCACCGACAUCAUCAUCAUCAUCAUCAUCAUUAUCGUCAUCACCAACAUGAUCAGCAUCAGUCUGAUGAUCAUUUAUGUAAAUAUAAAUUUGAAACUAUCUAUGAAACACAUCAACCAACACCAAAAUAUCCCAGUGUUACAGAUUAUCAGUUAACAAACUAUCAUUUAUUACAUCAAGAUCAUGAGAACAGCUAUUUAUCGUAUAGUAUACUUGUACCGAAUUUAAGUGAUUCUAUUUGUUCUUAAAAUCAAUAAAAAUAAUGAAAGAAAAUCCCAAAUUAUUAUUUUUUUGGAUUAAAUUUAUAUAAAGAUUCUUUUCUUAAGUAAUAAACUGAAAAAUAAAGUUCUUCUAAGAACUAACCAUUGCUCAACAACAAUAACUAUUGAGCCAUAUUAAUGAAAGAUCAAUUAUUGAAAUGUAAUCUUAGUACAAAUGGAAUAAUUCUGCAAACCUUUUAUUGAUCUUAUUAUGCUGUAAUAUAAUACUAUUUUUUUUAUAAUAUACUGACAUGCCAUGGAUUUCAUCUAAAAUGAUAUUUCUAAGAAAAGUGAGUAUAUAAUAAUAAAUGUAAAUAAGACUGUUUCAAAUGUGAAAGAUGUUAAUC
Molecule: messenger RNA, 2943 nt
Organism: Schistosoma bovis
Lineage: Eukaryota; Metazoa; Platyhelminthes; Trematoda; Strigeidida; Schistosomatidae
Source: the annotation of a GenBank genome assembly